Molecule: messenger RNA, 8103 nt
Organism: Epinephelus fuscoguttatus (brown-marbled grouper)
Lineage: Eukaryota; Metazoa; Chordata; Actinopteri; Perciformes; Serranidae
Product: raftlin-like
Exons: 10
Coding region: 590-2665 (691 amino acids)
Source: RefSeq, a predicted model, not a curated record
GAUAGGCAGAGAGGCAGAGAGGCAGUGCUGAACAGACGCUGGGUCAGAGCGCUCAGUUGCUUCAGACAAUCACAGGGGAGCGAGAGAAAGACACAGGAAAAAGAGACACAGACAGAGAGAGACCACAUAGAAAGAUAGAUUCAAAACAGAGAAAGGGGAGGGAGAGACAGGGGAGGGAGGUAAAUAUGUGACAGGAUGUGGUUUCCCUGAGCUUGCAGAACAUCGGUACACAGGCAUACUUUGAGCAUGACCUAAACACACCGAGCUUACAAGUGUGUUUGAGCUCCGUUAGGUGGCGAAGGGGGAAAACGAAGCAAAUCGCUGGAGCUGCUGCUGCUGCUGCUGAGCCCGCUCUGGUUUCUGUGUUGCCUGUCGGAGGAUUGUGUUUCCUUUAAGCCAGCCAGCUCCACGGCAACCUCAGUCAGCUCGUCGGACAAGGAUCUGAACCUCCAUCCUUCCUCUGAGUAGAAUGCGUUUCUCUGCUGGAAGCUCUGGUCCAGUUGCUGCCUUCGUGUCCAAGCAGUGAACUUUUCAACAAAGAUUUGUGAAACAGGAUCCGUACAAAGAGAGACAGACUCACUGUGGAGCCAUGGGCUGCGGGCUGCGCAAGAUGAAGCCGACGUCGGAGGAGAACAGUCCGGGGAAGAUUUACUCCACCCUGAAGAGACCACAGGUGGAGACUAAGGUGGGCGUGGCCUACACCUACCGCUACCUGGACUUCCUCAUCGGCAAAGAUGGUGGGACGUCCACGCUGCGUCUCUCAUCAGUGCGGGAGCUGCCCGGCCAGCUGCAGGAGCUCUACCAGCAAGGCUUUGUUCUGGCAUCUGUUCACCCGUUCAUCCACCCCUGUGGUCCAGAGUCCAACAGCCCGCAGCACCAGCUCUACCGGGCCAUACUGGUCCGACUCUGUGACGGGGUGGAGAAGAGCCAGUCUGUCUGCCCGCCGUACAAACUACAGCUGGAAGAGUGUCUGUCUGCCGAGCAGGUGCCCACCCCAGAGCUCAUCCAGGGCUACGUCAAGAAGCAGAUCCAAGAUGCCGCUGACCAGGGGGUGAUGUUCGUUGGAUUUGUCCAGGAACCCUACGGGGCCCCAUGCACCAGGAUCCGAGAACCAGACACCCCCUCCCUUUCUCUGCACUCCAGCCCCAGCUCUGUGCUCGGUUCCCUGGGCAGCUGCAGCCCCCUGAACCCCUCAAGCCCCAGAAACCACGCAGAACCUGGAGCCCCCUCUGACGCAGUGGACAAAGACGGGAAUGAGGAGGCCGGAGAAGGAGCGCCGAGCGGGGAGAAGAAUCAAAGUGAGAACACUGGGAACCAUUCAGGGAGCGGAGUGGAGGGCAGCCAAGGUGAGGUCUCGCCUGUGGCGUCUCCAGUACCAGAGGGAGAUCUGGAGCACAGUGAGGAGCUGACGGAGGAGCUGACGGAGGAGGAGUCGUCGUGUCACAAUAACAACAAAGACAGUGGCAGAGACACAAAGGAGAGGCCCAGAUACCGCCUGCGGAGGGGCGACGGGGUUGAACUGCUCGCUUUGUACAACCACCCGCCAGUCCGAGAGGGACAAGUGAAGUACUACACUGUCAAGGUGCCACUGCGAGUUCAAAACUGUGAUGAGGGGGUCAAAGGUGUGGAGGCCAACUGGCUGGAUCACAUGACCCAGCACUUCAACAAUGGAGCCUCGCUGGUUGAUGGAUACUUCCACCUGGGCAACGUGAAUGAUAUGCUGCCUAAGUCGGUGGAAAGUGUCUUCAUCUUCCAGGAGGCGAGCGAGAGCGAGCCAAAUGCAGCCACCCCGACAUAUGACGCCAUCGUAGUGGAGCAGUGGACCGUCAUUAACGGUCUGCAGGUGAAGGCAGAUUAUAUUCCUCUGCUACAGUCCCUGGCCACGUAUGGAUGGAGGCUCACCUGUGUGCUGCCAACUCCUGUAAUCAAGACGAACAGUGAUGGAAGUCUGUCCACCAAACAGAUUGUUUUCCUGCAGAGACCCAUCUUGGGCCGAAAGAGGAGGGAAUCCAAGAAAUUGAUCUUCAAGCCCCGAAGCAAGUCCAACAAGAACUGCAUCAAAGACACCACCAAGAACAAGAAGAAGAAAAAAACAAAAACUGAGAAAGAGGCAGAGGAUCCCAAGAUUCUUGAUGAAAGAGAAAAGGUGGAGAAAGAGGAAGGCAAGAGUAGGGAUGAAAGGGUGAACGCAACAGGUGUGGAGGCUGCGAGAGAAAGUGAGACAUCUAAAGAAAGGGAGGUGAGGUGUGAGGAAGAUGGGAUUGAAAUCAGCAUUGAGACUGUUGAAAAGAACCAUGGAGGAGCGGAGACAGAAGACAAAGGAGCAGAAAAUGGCACAGAGGAAGAAGACAAAGAAAAGAUAGCACUGGAUGGAGAGGGAUCAAAACAGAAUGGAGAGCCUCUGGAAAACGGAGAGGUCCAGGAAGUGACGGAAAUUGUUGCGACUGUCGAAACACAGAGCAAGACCAAAGAAAAGGAGGAUGUGGAAGUGGAAGCUGUGAUCGAAAACGGGGUGGAGACAGAUGAGGAGAAAGAAGAGGGCGACAAGACCUCAAUCAAAUGCAAGACAGAGGAACCAGCCGGCGGAGAGGUCAACACCAAGGAGAUCGUGGCAGAUUCACAGGCUGCACCGACUAAUCAAAACCCAGAGGAGACUCAAGAGUAGCCUCAAGUAGUCCAAGUCAAGGUUUUUCCCCACCCUACCUCUCAAAUUCCCCAUCUUAAGAACUGGUCCACAGUGUUGUCCCUGAUCCAAAUUAAAGGGGCUUCGAUCCCCAUCGCUGCAGCAUUCUCCAAACCUACCAUCUUUCAUAGACUAUUCCCCUACAACCUGCCACAGUGUAGCUACAGAGCGAUUUCAUGUAACUGCAGACAUCAGCCCUACUGUAUAACCACACAUACUGAAUGUAUAUAUCCCAAACAGGUGGUGUUGGUGCAGGAUAGUUAAUGUGGAGACACUGGAAUCACUGGAUGAGGAUCGACAGGGGUUAAAUGAUGCCAUGAUCAGAUUGGGCGCGCUUUUCUUUUGUUUGAGAAGGAUGAGAAACAGGUUAAAAAGGUCUGGUCACACCUGCAAUUGAAACAACUAAAUUAAUUUCCUUUUCAUAGAUUUGCCACGAUUACUGAGUUCAAAUAAACUGCGUGAACUAACUGUUCUGUUAGCGAUUGAGAUGACUAGUUUGCUAACUGACAGUUACAAUUUAAUUACUAAAUAAAAUGUACAAACUUGAAAAUAAAAUGUGAGAAAGAACUCAACAAAAUUUUUUAAGAAGCUACGAAAGCUACUGAGACUGACUAAGGGCCCACAGACAUGCUGCAUUUUCCGCACCAUCAAAUUGAUUAUUGUCAAUAAAGACACCUGGACAGCAUGUUUAAAAGCAAGAGCGACGCCGUCACUGCUGCUCCAAAGCACCUAUUUUUCAGAGUGCAUCGCCUGUACCCUGAGAUAAACAAAGCUGAACAUUUGAAAGCAGCAACAUGUCAUGUGACAAGGACAACCAAUCACAGCCAGCUGAUAUCUCUCCUUUUUUAUGUAUUUUUGUCAUUUUGUGAUAAAUACGGAGGAGAAGUUGACCAUUGUAGUGCAGGGCUACGCAGAGCUUUACAAUCUGUCUCAUGGACAAUAUUUUCAGCUGAAUACACACUUAAAAAAAAUUGCUUGGAAAAAGAUCAGCUCGGAACUUGGGAUUUGGUUGUGGCUCAGGCGCAACCUGCCUCAGCAUCCUCUGAAGUUGGCAUAGAGCAGGUACAAGAACAGCACCCAGCGCCUGACCUCGCCUUCAUGGUAAAAGACGCAGCAUGUGUCCCGGCCCUUAGCAUUUGUAGUAGGGAUGCACCAAUUUUUCGGCCGCACAAAAAAAAUGUAUUGUUUCCCUAAUAAUCCUACAUUGUAAACGAAGUCCAUGCUAACAUCGACAGGAGGCGAGCUAGCUAACGUAAGUAGCCGGUGGCUGGAACUAACUGCUAACGGAGGUCGCAAUGAGUAACAUUAUGAUGCGUUCAUGCGCUGCUAAGUGAAAAUGAGAAUUAGGUGAGGGUAAAUUAUAAUAACAUUUCUCGUGAUGUGUUCAAAUGUAGCUCUUUGGCAAGACAUAUAACUACAGUUGUUUAAAAGGAGAAAUUUGUUGAUGUUUCCACCGUAAUAUAAAACAGACAUUAGAGAAAGGAUUAUGAUAUUCUAUAUCCGGUAGCCUUCUUUGUUUCCCUGGCACAAAAGUGGGAAUGAAUAACAACAAAAAAAUAUUGCUAUCUGCUACCGCCCAAAUUGUUACUUUAAACACCUAAACCUACCCCUGCAAAUAGUCCCCACGCCACCAAGCCUCUUUGACAACAAAUUUUGCAAAGUUAAAGGGAUAAAUUAGACCGUGCCAUUUUCUGGUGUGACCACGCCUUUAAGAGAGCAAGGAGUGUUGUGUAAUUCUCAUGCAAUGUAAUGUAAGGGUUAAUUAGACAAACUGAAAGAACUGCAGUGAUCAUGGAUCAAAGAAAGUUCCCUUCUUGCUUUUGAAAAAUAGUUUGAGAAACAUAAGUCCUUAUAGAUGUACCCAGAUAUAGCGCCUGUUACAAGAGGUACUUGUACUGAGCAGCUCUUUUCAGUUUGUGAAGCCGAGGAAAAGACAAGUCAGCUCCAAAAUCCAAGAGGCAGAAUCUUGACAGGUCACAGUCCUCAUCCACACGACUGACAAUGUAAGGGCAGGCACGCUCAGAGAAGCAUCUUUAUGUGAACGCAGGCUGCAUCACCAUUACCCGUUCCUUCGUCUUGUGCAUCAUAGUAAGUUGGGAUGUGGAGGGAACUUAGAGGAGAACGCUGGUAGAGGUGAUGGGAAAGGCGUUUGUUGCGACAGGCAAUCCAAAGUAAGGUGAAGAGAUAAUUGUUUACGCGGAGCUCUAAGCCGUCAAGUGCUUCAAAGAGAGCCGAUAAUCACUCUUUGGUGUGGUGUGCUAAGCUCACCUUGCAUACAGAAUGUUCCAUAUUCAAAGCCAAGUCAGAUAAGGAUGUGAAAUUCAGCUGAAUGUUUGCAGCUCGGGGGGCAGGAGUCAUAUUUAGAUGCACCUACUUUGCUUUCACGUACAGGGGUGAGGAUUUAUUUCUGCACAAAGUUGCAUUUUUAAUUACAUUUCCAGUCAAUGGCCGCAAACAAAAGCUCUCAUCAGUGUGGAGACAAGGUUAAGCUGCGCGGUCAGGACCGAGCCUUGUUGUUUACAGAGACCAAAACUGGAGAUUGAGAGAAAUUGAGACAUAGAAAGGCGUUGAGAGCGAAGGAGAGACCAUGGAGCAUGAGAGAGUCAAAUAAAAGAAAUGAAUAGGCUCAUUUAAAGUAACGGCGGUUUGCGUUCCACAUUCCCCGUUGAGAUUUCCUUCAUUAUUUUACCUCCAGCUCUUUAAGCACCUCUUUCCAGACAUCAUUUCUGACAAUAACCGAGUCAUAAUGUGCUGUUUCACGGCAUCGUGUAGCUUUCCAUUUUAAAAAGGGGGGAUGGGGGAGGUGAACGGGAGGGAGGAAGGUGGCGACGUUCACGGUGCAGAGCUCUCAUUAGCUCACUAAUGGGUUUUGUCAGUGGGGUAUCUGUCAGGAAACAUGCAUUUAUAAUGGGGGUCACUUAUUGGGGGAUGUAUUGACAGCGGAACACCUCAACAUGUCAAGCAAAUAGCCUUCAGAUUUACCGGUGAUGUCAUGGGGAAUCAUUUUUGCACUGAGGAGGAAGAGUUUGUGUUAAAAAUUUUGCAAAUAAAUUACACACACGUCAUUAUGAAAUAUGUCAGAAAACCUAUUUAUUAAAAUGUUCGGCUAAUCAAGAACGUAAACUACCUGCUGUCCUGCUCCACACAGACUGUCAUUUGUCAUAAUUUGGAUCUUUUGUUUUAUGAGAAAAGAUGAUGAUACUUUGGUCAAGACAAACGUCUCCUUUUUGGAGAUGAAACUCUUCAAUUACACACAAGUAAGAUCGAUUAUGCUGAAUAAGUGCUCUCCUUAAUUAAUCCACCCGCCGCUGAGAUUCUUUUCAAUGUAAAAUGGCAAGUGUUUUUGUGUAGAGUAGAAUAUAAAAACUGUGACCAGCUUAGCCUUAUUACUAUACUGUAAAUGGCCCACGAUCUGCUUUUAGAAAUGUCCUUUAGAGGCACAAUGGUGAUUUAAGUGUUAUAUGUUUGUUAUAGUCAAACAGGAAAGAUUUGCUACAGUCAGUGUUGGUAUUUUGAAGCUGUUGUUCCCCCAUUUUAUUACUGGAAGUCAGAGUGAGGGGAUAAAAGUGUUUGUCUAUAUGAAGGUAAUAUGUUCUGGAGUUAUUUUUAAGACAAUUUUUUUUAUUAUUAUUAUUAUUGUGAAUGUUCUGUUUUGGAGUCAAGAGGUUUUACUGUGGGCUUUGUGUUGCCUCUGCUGUUCUGCUAAAGCUUGCUAAAAUGUAUUUCUGACUGACGCUUUGAGCUACCUCCCGAGGGCUGUUGUUGGUUUUAAACCGAGGGGGUCGCCGCGUGCGUGACCCCCAGGAACAUAUGCUCCUUGUCCUCUCGCCCUCCACUAUGAUGGAGUCCAGACCCGUGAGCGUGAUCGCUAAUGGCAGACAAGGUCAAGGGUCAUAUUUGAGCCAGAAUGGAUUUUCCACAGCUGUACACAGGAGUUUGCACGAGCACAUGACAAAAUAACCACUCUGAUAAUAUUGAAUUAUGAAGUCAUAUCAUAAUAUUCUCUGUGGUGUUUUCUUUUCUUUUUUUGUUUAAACUUCAUUCUCUCGGCUGCUUUUAGCUUUCGGCUGUUUGAGCUUUAAUAAGCACUUAUUGUAUUCAAGAAAUAUUUCAUGCUCCCUCUUGCAUCAGAGCUGCUGGGGAGCGGAGGAGACUCAGCUGUCACUUUCACACGUUUGUCAGAAUGUGACAAAUAUGAAUUAUGAAAGGCAAUACCAAAAGACGCCUUUUGAUAGCUGACGAGAUCAUUAUGAAUAUUUGAGAAAUAUCCCCACUGAAUCUCGGUCAACUUAUUUUGUCAGAUUUAAUCAAUUUCUUCAUUUUCCCCAGCGUCGAGAUAAACAUUUUAACUGUCAUCUAUCUGUAUUAUGAAUAUGAAUUUGUUUCAGUAUUCCCACCUUUCUCCCUUUUUUUUGUUUUUUAAUCUGAAACUGUGACAUUUAUUCCCCUUUGGCGUCCUGUGGAAACAGACUCAUCAUACUCCACUUUAUUGAAAAGAGCAGAGUUUGGAAAAUCAGUUAAGCUGCGAGGUGAUCUUAUGUGACACGACUGUGUUUUUUAGACUCACUACAUUCCGGUCGGACAUCCACGGGCGAGGAUGAUCGUAACCUUGACAAAAGUUACAACCAGCCCUGUAUCCGCCCAUCCUACCUGAGGCCGCGGCCUUCGGGGCCCGUCUCUCCCUGAUAAGGGCUGAUUGGUGGCAGUGCAGUCUCACCUCUGACAUGCAUACACCCCAGGGACUGUGGGUAAUUGAGAUUUUUUUUAAUCUGGUGAGACGAGAAAGAAAAAAAAAACAGACAGGGAGAGAAAAGCGAGGCAAGAUCUCACACUCCAUCAGUUAAAUGAUGCUGAACCAUGUUAACUUAGCCGUCCGUGAAAAGAAGGAGACCUUUGACUAAUGUUAGACUUAAAUAUACAUUUGAAGCUCUCUGCUUAUUUGUGUUAAAAAAAAAAGAGGUAAUAAACAGUUUCCUGUCUUCUAUCAGCAUAAUUGUCUCUGAGCCUCAGUAGUGGCGCUGGUGCAAUCGUUCUUGGUAACGCUGUAAAGAAAAAUAAAACGCAAUGGUUCAUUUCCUGUGUGCUACUAUGAUGUGAAAUGGGCAGAGUAGAAAUGACAGAACAUGAUACAAUAGGAUGCCGUCAUUUUUUUUUAACCUGUGUUGUCACUUUAGCUUGCUCACAGCCUCUGGAAAAUGUAUUCUUAGUUUUUUUUUGUCUCUGAUGUUUUUUUAUCACCUUGGCUGCCAUCUUGAAUGUUGAGUAUCUUUGAUCAUGUGCUGUUGUCACUUGCAUAGCAGUGUUUGCUAUCAAGGAAGAAGAAGUAUUCUUUAUCUUUGCUAUCCUGAGUAUGUCCACAUUCCUAUUGUUCAUGACAUCUGUACAAUUUGUAUAUUAUAAAAUGAUUUAUAUUUAAUGUG